Molecule: messenger RNA, 1618 nt
Organism: Bursaphelenchus xylophilus (pine wood nematode)
Lineage: Eukaryota; Metazoa; Nematoda; Chromadorea; Rhabditida; Aphelenchoididae
Source: the annotation of a GenBank genome assembly
AUGAGUUCCUCGUCAGUCCAGAGUGUUCAUAGUCGUGGGUUUCGUCGGAAAUUGCAGAAGAUUUUCUCCAGAAAAUCCAAAAAAGACGGCCGACUUCUGGAUACCGCGUCCGAGUCCGCUUCCUCUUCAGAAUACAGAGUUCUCCACUGUCGGGCGAUGAAAGAUCAGGACGAAAAAGAGAUUACAGACAAGAAGAAGGAAAAUGAUGGCAAUAGCGAUGAUGGUAAGUCGAAAUUUGGACAAAAUUUAUAUUAUUUUAGACAGUUUUUGUCAUCAAAAAUUUUUGUUUUUUCUUCGAUUUUUUCGGUUGAUUGCAUAGCAUAUGAUUUGUAUAGACUAUUGAAAGACUUAUGAAGAGCUGUUAUCUUUGUUUAUUCGAGACGGAUCUGCCCUAAAUUCCAAAAAAUCGGAAGAAAAACUUUGAAUAUUUUGCAUUCUUUAAAGAGUACUUUGAGGCGUUCAACUCUGUAAAAUAGUGUUAUUUAUUAUGAGUUUGGAGUUAACGGUUGUUCCGACAGGUAAAAUAUGCACAAAAAUUUGCAAAAAAAAUCGAUUUUUUGUACAAAAAAAGAUGAUUUUAGACUAUUUUUGUACAGAAAAUGAUGAUUUUCGACCACUUUGUGUACAAAAAUGGUAAUUUUAGGCCACUUUUUGUACAAAAAAAAAGAUUUUAGGUCAUUUUUGUAAAUACAAAAAAGAUGAUUUAAACCUUUUUUUGUAAAAAAAGAUGAUUUUAGAUACUUUUUAUACAAAAAUGAUGGGUUUAGACCAUUUUUGUACAAAAAAAGAUGAUUUUAGCCCAUUUUUUGUACAAAAAUUACGAUUUUAGACCAUUUUUUGUAUAAAAAAUGAUGAUUUUAGGCCAUUUUUGUAUAGAAAAAAUGAAAUGUCCUGUUCCAUGCCCUGACGCGUUUACUGAGUAAUAUUCUUUGCAGACGAAUCCUCUUCCGACCCCUCUUCGCCUCGCUCCAGCUCCUCCAACGACGAAGGUCUGGUGCUGUCGGAGAAGCCGGCGGAUCCCAACAAAAAGCGGGCCGACUACCUUUCCUGGGACGAAUUCUUCAUUGGGGUGGCGUUGCUGGCCGCCCAACGCUCCAAAGAUCCCUCAACGCAAGUCGGCGCCGUCAUUGUGGAUGACAAUAAUAUCAUCGUCGGAGUGGGCUACAACGGAAUGCCCCGAGGCUGUGAUGAUGAUGACAUGCCCUGGGGCAAAAAUGAGGAGGAUCCGUUGAAGAACAAGUACUAUUACGUGUGCCAUGCGGAGAUGAAUGCGAUUGUGAACAAGAAGAGUGCGAUCCGGGACGCCAAAAUCUACGUGACCCUCUUCCCUUGCAACGAAUGUGCCAAACUUAUCAUCCAAUGUGGGAUCAAGAAAGUGGUCUAUAUGAAGGAUAAGCCACAGAAGAACGAAAUGAAAGCAUCUAAACUACUUUUUAGCAAGUCUAAGGUCGAAUAUCAGUAAGUUUUUUGAAUUUGAGGCCCCUUUUUAUAUUACACAUGGCAUUUGGUGUCCCAAAAAGGCCUAAAACACAAGAGUUUUCCUUCUCAUUUUUUAAAAUACAUAUUUUUCAGACAUUACCGACCAACCCGAUCAAAUGUCGUCCUACAUUUCGAUUAA